Molecule: messenger RNA, 894 nt
Organism: Fonsecaea erecta
Lineage: Eukaryota; Fungi; Ascomycota; Eurotiomycetes; Chaetothyriales; Herpotrichiellaceae
Exons: 2
Coding region: 1-894 (297 amino acids)
Source: RefSeq, a predicted model, not a curated record
AUGGCAGAUAUCUCAGUCCUCGUGAUCGGCGCAAGCGGCGCUUUUGGAAAGCCUCUCAUGGAUGAGCUUGUACGCCAGCGACACCAGUUCAAGCGCAUCGCCAUCCUUGCAACCCCUGAGAGAGCCAGCAAAUUCAGCGAUUCCGGCGUCGAAGUAGUUGUGGGUUCAUUCUACGAAGUGAAGUCAUAUCGAGGCUUCACACAUGUCAUAUCAGCAGUCGGGAACCCCCUUAUGGUUCUGCAACCUGCCAUGGUUGAGGUUGCUGUCGACGCCGGGGUUCAGCAUUGGUACGCCUCCGAAUGGAACAGCGACAUUGCGCAACGCCAGAUUCAAAACCUGCGCUAUUUCCGGGACAAACAAGCUGUAAGGGCUUAUCUACGUGGCAAAGCCGCUCAAACCCCUGGCUUCCAAUACACCCUCAUGGUCACCGGGAUCUUCACGGAGUGGGCGCUCGAUGAGUUCUAUGGGUUCGACCAUGAGAAGCUCACAGCAAAGUUGUACGGCCGGCCUGGUGCGAGGAUUGGUGUAACGAGCAUCCCCGACAUCGCGCGGUACACCAUUGAUUCGUUACGGAUUCCGUUCGAAGGUCCAGGCCGCACACUGCGGGUGCAAGGCUGGACAGGCAAGAUCGAAGACUUGAUUGGCGAACUGGAGCAGGUGAGGAAGGUCAAGUACCAAGUCACCUGGGAGGACGUGUCUGUGGCGACCGACCUCGAAGAGCAGGCCCGAGCGAACGAGGACGACUUGUCGGAGAUGAUGUACAGUAUCAAGACGUUGCUGGCCAGUGGAUACGGCGUUGCGGACGGGGUUGGCAAGUUGGACAACCGGCUCUUUGACUUCAAACCGGAGACGCCGCAAGAGACCUUUACCCGUGUCUUCAAGGCGCGGAUCUAG